AGCCUUCUUUGCGCUUCUUUUUCUUUGUUGCUACUCAGCGAGAAGUAGAUGGCCGACCAAAACAAACUCCUAACUCCAGUAAUUCGUUUACACGAUGUGCUGUGUUUUGGUACAUUAUUUAAACAAAAUUAGAUUUUUGCUUAUAAUUCAUAAUUUAUAAGACUUAUUUAUUCACCUGAACAAUAUCAAUGUAAAUGCAGUUAUUCGGUCAGGAGGUGGGGAAAAAAACUCCGGGAUCGUUUUAGUUGACCUGCAGGAUAUCUUCCUUCUCACAUGGGAAGUUCGCUUUUCACCCUUAAUCAAAUGGUAGUUGAAAACGCUUAAUGUUUUGUACUUUUUUAACUGUAUAAUUGUUGUGAUCAUGUUAAAGUCUAAAACCUUCGUUAAAAAGACUCGUACCGGCCGGGUUUUGAAAAUAGUGCGCGAGCAUUACUUGCGAGACGACAUUUGGUGUGGAAGCGAGGCGUGCGACCAAUGCAGCCAGGAGUCCACAGUGCUGAAGACAGAUGCGUGCAUAGAGAGCAGCCUGUGCUCCUUUUCGCAUUACCUUAUCCCCGACACCAAUGUGGUGCUACAUCAGAUCGAUGUCUUGGAGGACCCCGUUAUUUGUAACGUGGUGAUCCUCCAGACUGUUCUCCAGGAAGUGCGCCACCGCAGUGCACCUGUCUAUAAACGCCUCAAAGACCUAGUCCAUGACAGUGAAAGACAUUUUUACACCUUUACCAAUGAGCACCACAGAGAAACAUUCAUCGAACGCGAACCAGGGGAGAGCGCCAACGACAGGAAUGACCGAGCAAUCCGCGUGGCAACUAAGUGGUACAGCGAACAUCUGGCAAAGCCUGAUAACCCCAAGGUGGUGCUGCUAACUAAUGACCUCAGUAACAAGCAAAAGGCACAGGAGAGUGGUCUCCUGGUGUACAAAUUUGAGGAGUACAUCAAGGGUCUGACAGCAAACCCGGAGCUUUUAGAUCGCCUGGCGUUGUCAAAUAAUGACAAGAAUGACAUUAGCAGCAGUAGGGUGUUAUUCCCUGAGCACCUUCCUCUAUCCAGAAUCCAGGCUGGCAUUAAAAGCGGCGCCUACCUUCAGGGAACCUUCAAGGCCAGCAGGGACAACUACCUAGAGGCCAAAGUGUUUAUCCAAAAAGAUGGGGAGGAAGGCAUGGAGGUGCUCAUCCAAGGCCUUCAUAACCUCAAUAGAGCCGUACAUCAAGAUGUGGUUGCCGUGCAGCUGUUGCCACGCAAUCAGUGGGUGGCUCCCUCUUCUGUAAUACUGCAGGAUGUGGGCUCUGCCAAAGAUGACGCCAAUGAAGAAGAGGAGGAGGAGAAGAUGGAAGACGCUCUUAGAAGUUCUGGAAGGGAUGUGAACAGGAAAGCCACAGGCAAAAUAGUGGGGAUCAUCAAGAGAAGCUGGAGGCCCUUCUGUGGAAUGCUCAAUAUGUCCCAAAUCAAAGAGUCAACGCGCCAUCUUUUCACACCGGCGGACCGCUGCAUUCCACGCAUCCGUAUUGAAACCCGCCAAGCGGCCACCUUAGUAGGACAGAGGAUUAUGGUAGCCAUUGAUGGCUGGCCCAAAGACUCCAGAUAUCCAAAUGGUCACUUUGUACGCAGUUUAGGUACAGCAGGGGAGAAGGAAACUGAAGAGGAAGUCCUUCUUUUGGAGCACGACGUUCCCCAUCAGGCCUUCUCUCAGGCGGUGCUCAGUUUUCUUCCCAAAAUGCCAUGGAGCAUUAAACCAGAGGACAUGGUGGGAAGGGAGGACCUGAGGCAUCUGACAGUGUGCAGUGUGGAUCCUCCCGGAUGUACAGACAUUGACGACGCGCUCCACUGCAGAGAGCUUAGCAAUGGAAACUUCGAGGUGGGAGUCCACAUCGCAGAUGUCAGUCACUUCAUCAGACCCGGGAACGCCCUGGACAAAGAGGCUGCAAACCGAGGCACAACGGUUUACCUCUGUGGGAAGAGGAUUGACAUGGUUCCUGAACUGCUAAGCUCCAAUCUUUGCUCGCUACGCUCCAAUGUGGAGAGGUUGGCCUUCUCAUCAAUCUGGGAGAUGACUCAAGAGGCUGAAGUUCUAAAAACGCGCUUUACAAAAAGUGUCAUCAACUCCAAGGCAUCCCUGACAUACGCAGAAGCUCAGAUGAGAAUCGAUGACACCAGCAAGAGCGACGACGUCACCAAAAGCCUUCGUGGCCUCAACAGGCUCGCCAAGAUCCUCAAGAAACGGAGGAUCGAGAAAGGGGCACUGACACUGUCCAGCUUGGAGGUCCGCUUCCACAUGGACAGCGAAACCCACGACCCCAUUGAGCUUCAGACGAAAGAGCUCAUGGAGACAAACUCCAUGGUGGAGGAGUUCAUGUUGCUGGCAAACAUUUCAGUCGCCCAGAAGAUCUAUGAUGAGUUUACAGAAUGUGCCCUACUAAGGAAACAUCCAGCACCGCCACCUUCGAACUAUGACAUCCUACUGAAGGCGGCAAAGUCCAAAGAUGUGCUAAUCCGCACAGAUUCGGCCAAGGGGCUGGCUGAUUCUUUGGAAGCUGCCAGAGUGGAUGGCUUUGCGUACUUCAACACGCUGCUGCGUAUCCUAGCCACUCGCUGUAUGAUGCAGGCGGUCUAUUUCUGCUCUGGAAUGGACAGCGAUUUCCACCACUAUGGUCUCGCUUCACCCAUUUACACGCACUUCACGUCUCCCAUACGGAGGUAUGCUGACAUCAUCGUGCAUCGACUUCUGGCUGUGGCCAUUGGAGCUGACAGCACCUAUCCAGAUUUGACAGACAAACAUAAACAGUCGGCACUGUGCAACAAUCUCAACUACAGACACAAAAUGUCCCAGUAUGCUCAAAGGGCAUCUGUGGCUUUCCAUACACAGUUGUUCUUCAAGAGCCGUGGCAUCUUGAGCGAGGAAGGAUUUGUCCUGUUUGUGAGGAAGAAUGCCAUCAUUGUCCUCAUUCCCAAGUUCGGCCUGGAAGGUACGGUCUUCUUUGACAGCAAGGACAAGGGUGGCCCUAAUCUUGUAUUUGAUGAGGAGGGUCCGUUUCUGACUGUGGAGCAACACACCUUCCAUAUAUUUGACCGGGUGAAGGUCACCAUCAGUCUGGACGACUCAAAUAUUCAGCACCAGAAAAUACGUAUGGCCUUGACAGAGCCAGUGAUCCCAGGUGUGAGUGUUUCAGCCACUGACCUUGAAACUCAAAACAAAAAGGCCAAACUGGAUCGCUGAACGGUUACUUUCAAUCAAGAAUUUGACUUGUUUCUCUUUGGACUCUGAAAAUAAAACUGACAUACAAAAAUGUUGGAUUUUUAAGCAUUUAUAUUGAAGUUUUUUUUUUUUCUCCUACACCUUUGCGAUAAUGAAACCAUAUAUGUUUUAAGAGGUCCAAAUAAUUUUGCUGAUGCUUCAUUGCCACUAUUGUAAUACAAUAAUUUUUUAAAACACCAGAUGAACCAACGGCAUAGAUAUAGCACCUUUCAAUGAAUCGGAAGACACCAGUUUAUUCAUGUUACCAAAUGCACGAUUUGGUGAACAGCGUUUUUAUUUUUGAAAUGCCCAGGAAAACAGCACCACAGAAUGUCUUCAUUAUAUAUAACAGCAUAUGGACACGUGUUGCUCAGUCUUGUUUCCAAUGAAGAGGGAAUUUUAAAAUGACAUUGGUCACACUGUUGUGGAAUGAACUGUGAACCACCACUAUAAGGAGUAUUGUCAUGUUUGCAUUCAAAUAAGGUGACAAAUUAUUCAUCUAUGAUAUUUUUACAUAAAAGGCAUGAAGUCAAAACAAUGCAGGAUCGCAAUACUCUGAAGACCAAGGUAGUCAUAAUGCAGAUUUCAUUUAGCAUUUCUCAUUCGUGGCAUACUGAACCGAAACCACUAAUGUUCAAGUAAAAAAAUAAAAUAAAAAUAAAAAAAUCAACAUAAAUACAUAAAAUAAUUUGAUAAAAUUUACCUCAAAGUACAUAUCCGAUAUCAACAUUUGCGUGGUUUUGUCUUCAGAUCUGCCAGUGCCACUGUGUGAUAACAGCUUGUACAAAUUUAAUGCCUCUGCAAACUGACGUUUGCAAAAAAAAAAUAAUAAAGGCUUUAAGAAGUGGGUGUCCUUUUCAAAGUGUGAAACAGGUUAGUGAUGAGGAUACCACACCUGGAAGACAAAGUCAAAAGGGGUUUGUUAAUAGUUUAAAAGUUUCAGACUCGCCUGCAACAAGUGAAAAAGGUCAUUCAAAAGAGAAAUAUGUAUAGCUUGCAAAUGAAAUGUGUGAUUCAAAAAAGUGGUUUGCAAAUA
Molecule: messenger RNA, 4268 nt
Organism: Corythoichthys intestinalis (scribbled pipefish)
Lineage: Eukaryota; Metazoa; Chordata; Actinopteri; Syngnathiformes; Syngnathidae
Gene: dis3
Product: DIS3 exosome endoribonuclease and 3'-5' exoribonuclease
Exons: 21
Coding region: 362-3214 (950 amino acids)
Biological process (GO): rRNA catabolic process
Cellular component (GO): cytoplasmic exosome (RNase complex); nuclear exosome (RNase complex)
Molecular function (GO): endonuclease activity; RNA binding; 3'-5'-RNA exonuclease activity
Source: RefSeq, a predicted model, not a curated record